Messenger RNA from Colletotrichum acutatum, 1335 nucleotides. Its product is annotated as methyltransferase. Gene Ontology annotation, molecular function: methyltransferase activity. The transcript has 8 exons. Lineage: Eukaryota; Fungi; Ascomycota; Sordariomycetes; Glomerellales; Glomerellaceae. The record is from RefSeq and is a predicted model, not a curated record. The coding region runs from base 213 to 1235 and encodes 340 amino acids.
CCUUCCUGCCCACUUUAGCGAGAAGAGGGGUAGGAAUGGCAAACACAUAUGAUACGUUACCAAGUGGUCCGAUGCCAUUUCGCUCCCGCUUCUUCAGCGCAACAUCUGCCCGUUUUCUCACCGGAACCCCACGAUCCCUUUCAACGAAAGACAGAAUAAGAGCCAUUGCCAGGUCUCACUCUCCCAAAUCAUCACGAUAUCGAUAGUACAGCAUGACCACACCGAACGAUGACCAUCUCGCAGUUGAUGAGGUGCAUAGUGAAACCGACGGUUCGUCGGUGACCAAUUCAAGUCUUGCUUCAUCUACUACAAGCGUGACUAGCUCCAUUCUAGAGUAUCGUAUCGAGAACGGACGGACCUACCACAAGUACAAGGACGGCAAAUACGCCGCUCCCAACGAUGAAAGAGAAAAUGAUCGCCUUGACCUCCAGCACAACCUGUUCAUCCGAACAUUUGAUGAUCGGCUUGGCACCGCGCCGCCGAACGAUCCGGACGCCAAAGUUGGCAGAACUUUGGAUGUCGGUACAGGAUCUGGUAUAUGGGCUAUCGACUUUGGCGACGAACACCCCGAGGCUGAGGUAAUCGGCGUCGAUUUGUCGGCAGUCCAACCCGCGUUUGUUCCUCCAAACGUCCAGUUUGAAAUCGAUGACAUUGAGGAGCCAUGGACGUUCUCGAAGCCCUUUGAUUACAUCCACAGUCGAAUGAUGACAGGCAGCAUCAGCAACUGGAAACGAUACCUUGAGAAAUGCUUCGACAACCUUGCCCCAGGCGGCUACCUCGAGCUCAAUGACAUCGACGCAGUCCCUGUCUCCGACGACGGCACCCUGACAGAGGAAACCUCGCUCAUGAAGAGCGUCCGCCUCUGGUCCGAGGGGCUCGCUAAAUUCGGCUCCCCCUUUGAGGAAUUCAGCCGCUUCGAAAGCGUGCUCAAGGAGAUUGGCUUUGAAGACGUCCACAUUCAGCGGUUCAAGUGGCCGACCAACGGCUGGCCCAAGGACCAGAAGCAUAAGGAGAUUGGGAUCUGGAACUACGAGAACUUGGCGCCGAACUGGGAGGGAUUCCUGAUGGCGCCGCUGACCCGGGCGUUGAACUGGACAAAAGAGGAGGUUCUUAUUCUCGCCAUGGAGGCGAGGAAGGAUUUGGGGACAGGAACAUCCAUGCUUACUACAACAUGUAAGGGUGUUCUCUCUCUCAUUGUCUUCAUGCUAUUGAAGUGGUAUCAAGCUAACGUGUGAAGCUGGUCCAUCUACGGGAAGAAGCCGUUGACGACGGAGGAGGUUCAGCCGGCAGCAGAAGGUUGAUUUUUGGGAAUUGGUUCAGCAGUUCCGUCAGGAA